Molecule: messenger RNA, 963 nt
Organism: Ailuropoda melanoleuca (giant panda)
Lineage: Eukaryota; Metazoa; Chordata; Mammalia; Carnivora; Ursidae
Gene: CKS1B
Product: CDC28 protein kinase regulatory subunit 1B
Exons: 3
Coding region: 33-689 (218 amino acids)
Molecular function (GO): cyclin-dependent protein serine/threonine kinase regulator activity
Source: RefSeq, a predicted model, not a curated record
UGGGGAGGGGACCUGCUAGAUGCCCCUUCUGGAUGCGCCUGCGAUGUCUGACCCGGCGCCGGGGUGCCGCGGGGCUCAGGAGCUGCCCCGGAGCGCAGGAGCUGCCCCGGAGCGCGAGCGCUGCCCACGGUCGCUGCCUCUCCCGACCCAGAGAGUCGGAGCAGAGCCUGCCGGGUUUCAGGAGGAGGCGGUGGUGCUGUGCUGGGGACAGGGACCGGUGUGGGGAAGUAGCACUCGCUGCGGGAUUGCGUCUGACAGAUGCAGCGCCGCGAUUCCAGGCCGGAAGAUCGGGGACGAGCAAUCCUCCUCGAGCCGGCGUUCCAAGCAUUCAGUGCGACGCUUACACCGACUGCCUAGUUGGUGUCUCGUCUUCCACCUUGAAGAACAUAGAAUGGAGACUUGCCAGGCUUGGGUUUCUUUUCCAGCCGAGUGGCUCCGGGCUCUCUGGGGACUCUGUGUGUGCUGACCCAUACUGGACCGUGGGCCGGCAUGUUAUGUUGCCGAAGGAUAUCGCCAAGCUGGUCCCUAAAACCCACCUGAUGUCUGAAUCGGAAUGGCGGAAUCUUGGCGUUCAGCAAAGUCAGGGAUGGGUCCAUUACAUGAUCCACGAACCAGGAUGUUCAGUACAGUUUGUGCUGCUGACUGCUUUGCUCGAGCAGAGCCAACAACACCAUGGCCCAACCAGAUGAGCGCUCUUCGGGCUGCAGCCUCAGCCGAGUGUUAUCCCAGAAACCAUGCUUGAGCUCUGUACCCAGCAGAACACACUUGGUAGAUGGAGGAAGCAUCUGAGAAGGCGGCUAUGGCUGUUACAGGGAUUGUGUAAACUUGCUGUUUUGUUUUGUUUCCUGCCAGGUGUUGUAUGUACGGUGGUUUGUUUCAAUGUAUUGGAAACUUUUCAUUUUAUUCAAGAAAUCUGUUCCAUGUUAAAAAGCCUUGAUUAAAGAGGAAGUUUUUAUCAUCUGA